AUGGACAAAGCAUGGACUAAACUCCCAAGACACUGGAAGAAGUAUAGAAAAGGUGUUAAGUCUUUUUUAGAUUUUGCCUAUACCACAGGAAGACCUCAAGGACGUGAAAUUUCUUGUCCUUGUGCUCAUUGUGCAAAUUGUAAAUGGGAAAGAAGACAUGUGGUCCGCAAUCAUUUAAUAGCUGUAGGUUUUGUGAAAGGAUAUGAUGUUUGGGUAAACCAUGGAGAGGAUAUACCAUCGCCUAUGAAAAUUAAGGAGGGCACAAAAGAGCAAGAGAACUCACUUGAUGACAUUGGUGGUUUAUUGUAUGACACAUUUAGGAAUGUGGUUGAAGCAGAGGAAAGUAGUGAAGCUCACAAUGAGGAUGCGAGAAAGUUCUACAAGUUGAUUAAUGAGGCAAAAUAA
This is a messenger RNA of Lathyrus sativus (Indian pea), 405 nucleotides long. Lineage: Eukaryota; Viridiplantae; Streptophyta; Magnoliopsida; Fabales; Fabaceae. The record is from the annotation of a GenBank genome assembly.